Messenger RNA from Ogataea philodendri, 852 nucleotides. RefSeq lists its product as uncharacterized. The record is from RefSeq and is a predicted model, not a curated record. The transcript has 2 exons. NCBI's taxonomy places the organism in Eukaryota, Fungi, Ascomycota, Pichiomycetes, Pichiales, Pichiaceae. Bases 1 to 852 code for a protein of 283 amino acids.
AUGUCGGAAGUUAAAACCCCAUUAGCUAGUCCUCCUGUGAAGAAGUCUAACUGCGAUCUUUUGACUUGGAAAGAUCCAGCAGCUUCUGGAAAAGUGUUUGGAUCCAUUGUGGGAUCUUUGCUGUUGCUCAAUUGUGGCUUGCCUAUUUGGGUCACACGAGAUUUGUUACUAACUGUGUUUUUAGUUUCUGCUCUAGCUGAGUACACUGGUAAGUUCGCCACUGGUCAAGGAUUUGUUACCAGAUUCAAGCCUGCUUACAAGAACGUUGUUGGCAAAUAUGCUGACCAGUACUCUGGUGAGGCCGCAAAAUUGAUCAAGGAGGCAGAGGUCAAAGUCCAAGAAGUUCUUUACUCCAAGGACAUUGAACAAACCUUGAAGGUUGCAGGUAUUGCUUUCAUUUUCUACGAAUUGACCUCUUUCUUCAGUUUGUGGACUUUGCUUUUGACUGCCACUUUGGUCUCCUUCACUGCUCCAGUGAUUUACUUGGGCAACAAGAAACAGAUUGAUGAUGCUGUUGUCACAUACUCCAAGGUUGCUAAGGACAAAUUGGCUGAAUUGUUCGAAGUGUUGAAGGAAAAAGCCGGUCCUCACUUGAAGACCGCUGAGCAAAAGCUCGGACCUGUUGGAUCUUUCAUCAAGUCCAAGGUCCCUGUCAGAACUGCUGGCUCUACCGUUGGUGAAAGCCCAGCUGCUACAAGUGCCACCACUGCUACUACCUCCACUUCUGCUUCGACUACUUUGCCUUCUGUUCCUUCUACUCAUCCAGCUGCCUCCGCUAAGAUUGGUGAAGAGCCAAUCACCAACCCAUUGUCUGUUGAUGACAUCAAGAAGCAAGCUGAGGCUGCUUUGUAG